AAGAAACCAUAUAAAUGCUUGAAGUGUGGGAAGACCUUUAGUCAGAGAACAGGCCUUACUCAGCACCAGAAGGUGCACACAGGAGAGAAACCAUAUAAAUGCCUGGAGUGUGGAAAGAGCUUCAGUCGGCGGGACAAUUUUGCUUCACACCAGAGGAUUCACACUGGAGAGAAACCAUAUAAAUGCUUGGAGUGUGGAAAGUAUCUUAGCUGUAGCAAAAGACUUACUAUUCACCGAAGGAUUCACACAGGGGAGAAACCAUAUAAAUGCUUGGACUGUGGGAAGAGUUUCGGUUGCUACAGAUACCUAACUGUUCACCAAAGGAUUCAUACAGGGGAUAAACCAUAUAAAUGCUUGGAGUGUGGGAAGAACUUUAGUCAGAGCACAGGCCUUACUUAUCACCAGAGAGUGCACACAGGGGAGAAACCAUAUAAAUGUCUGGAGUGCGGAAGGAGGUUCAGUCGGAUGGACAAGUUGAAUUGUCAUCGAAGGACACAUACAGGGGAGAAACUGCACAAAUGCUUAGAGUGCAAAAAGAGUUUCACCAGCAAAUUCAUCCUCACUGCUCACCAAAGAAAUCAUACAGGGGAGAAACCAUAUAGGUGCAUGGAGUGCGGGAAGGGCUUCACUCUGAAUAGAAACCUCAAUUAUCACAAAAGGGUGCACACAAGGGAGAAACCAUAUCAAUGUUUGGAAUGUGGAAAGAACUUCAGCCAUAGCAAAAGCCUUACUGUUCACCGCAGACUCCACACAAAAGAGAAAUCAUGUAAAUGA
Euleptes europaea (tarantolino) is the source of this 774-nucleotide messenger RNA. Its product is annotated as zinc finger protein 214-like. The annotation marks the transcript as partial. Gene Ontology annotation, biological process: regulation of transcription by RNA polymerase II. Gene Ontology annotation, molecular function: RNA polymerase II transcription regulatory region sequence-specific DNA binding; DNA-binding transcription factor activity, RNA polymerase II-specific. NCBI's taxonomy places the organism in Eukaryota, Metazoa, Chordata, Lepidosauria, Squamata, Sphaerodactylidae. The transcript has a single exon. The record is from RefSeq and is a predicted model, not a curated record. Gene Ontology annotation, cellular component: nucleus.